CCCCAUUUGAUUCCCACCAAAGGAGUUCGAGUACAAUUAAGAAAAUACACUCACUGGCUCGAGAAUUUCCUGUUCUCUUUGUUCUUCAGACACUGAUUCUGAACAAGUUAUUGAUCCGAUGUCCGACCUCGGAUGAAAUCAGGGCUGGGGCUUCUUCUUUAAGAUUGUGUCACGUUACAUGCAUUGCUGAGCAGCUUAGAGAAAUGAUUCACUCUUAUCAAGUUCAAAAGCUUGUCGUGCGUUAAUAAAAUUAGCUCAAUUUGGAGGGAAAUGCUUCCAAGAAAAGAGGAAAUGCUGUAAUGGCUAGAAAGGCAAUGAUCAAAUGGCCGAAAGAAAUCACGUCAACACUGGUUGAACGGCUAAUUAGAGCAGAAAGGGACUUGCAUAAAGCUAUUAACAUAUUUGAUGCAGCAACAGCGGAGUACACUAAUGGUUUCAGGCAUGAUCAAAACACCUUCAGUCUCAUGAUUUCUAGACUAGUCUCUGGGAACCAGUUCAGAUCAGCUGAGGACCUACUCAAUAGAAUGAAAGACGAGAAGUGUAAUAUUACAGAAGACAUUUUCCUCUCCAUUUGCAGAGCCUAUGGUCGGGUUCACAGGCCACUUGACGCAAUUAGGAUUUUCCGGAAGAUGAAGGAAUAUGAGUGUCCACCUACAGUAAAGUCUUACAUUACAAUCUUUUCCAUUCUUGUUGAUGAAAACCAGUUAAAAAUUGCUCUAUGGUUUUACAGAUAUAUGCGAGAAAAAGGAAUAACACCAACUGUUGUUUCCCUCAAUGUUUUGAUCAAAGCCCUUUGCAAAAACAGUGGAACACUAGAUGCUGCUUUUCGGAUUUUCCAUGAGAUGCCCAAUCACGGGUGUAUUCCAGAUUCUUACACAUAUGGUACACUGAUCAAUGGGUUGUGUAGAUCGGGGAAGAUAAGUGAGGCAAAAGAGCUCUUCGCGGAGAUGGACAUAAAAGGUUGUUCACCCACUGUUGUUACCUACACUUCUUUGAUUCAUGGCUUAUGCCAUUCAAACAAUAUGGAUGAAGCUAUGGGAUUAUUUAACAAGAUGUUGAGCAAAGGUAUUGAGCCCAAUGUGUAUACUUACAGUUCUCUCAUGAAUGGGCUUUGCAAGAGUGGACAUUGCUCACAAGCUAUGGAGAUAUUGGAAAUAAUGGUUACCAAACGCCAUGUGCCAAACAUAAUAACUUACAGUACUUUAAUUCAUGGAUUCUGUAAAGAAGGAAAGCUUCGAGAAGGUUUGGAGAUUCUCGAUAGGAUGAAGGUCCAGGGCUUGAAACCAGACGCAGGGUUGUAUUGGAAAAUAAUAAAUGGCUUUUGUGAAGUUAAGAAGUUCCAAGAAGCUGCAAACUUCCUCGAUGAGAUGGUCCUUGGGGGGGUUUCACCAAAUCGUUUAAAUUGGAGCCUUCAUGUUAGAAUUCAUAAUACUGUAGUCCAAGGCCUUUGUACGGUGAGUAUUCCAAACCGGGCAUUUCAAUUGUAUCUAAGCAUGCGCACCAGGGGAAUUUCAGUUGAGGCCAAAACAUUUGAUUUUCUUGUCAAAUUUUUCUGUAAGAAAGGGGACCUGCAUAGAGGCGGUUGGAUUGUUGAUGAGAUGGUCCUUGAUGGAUGCAUUCCUGAUGAGGGAACAUGGAGUGCUGUGGUAGGUGUAUUUUGGGAGCGGAGGAAGGUUCGUGAAGCUGCAGAAUUGUUACAGGUUGAGCUGAUAGGCGAAGUUGUUGAGGCUGGAACACGAAUCUAAAACUGAGUUUACAAAUAAGUAAUCCCCAUGUAUACGUGUAAACCAUUUCAUUUUUAUUUCUGAAUGCAUAAGAGUUUUUAUCAUGUUGUGCCACCUUGGAAGCACGCAUUCCUGGAUCAGGAUGUUGUGAUUGUAAUACCUAGUAGAUGAAAUGUACAUGUUGACCGCCCCAUUCCUAAUUAUACAGUGGACUUGCAUGACAGAUCCAUGUGUCUCUUGGUUUGAGGGGUCGGUCAUGGAACUUCCAGAUAAUGGAGCUGCAGGGUUAUUCAUUAUAAUACGUACCUGGUUAGCAUAA
Molecule: messenger RNA, 2043 nt
Organism: Cornus florida
Lineage: Eukaryota; Viridiplantae; Streptophyta; Magnoliopsida; Cornales; Cornaceae
Product: pentatricopeptide repeat-containing protein At5g46100
Exons: 2
Coding region: 300-1745 (481 amino acids)
Molecular function (GO): protein binding
Source: RefSeq, a predicted model, not a curated record